GCAUUCUUAACCCCGACUUACAAAGUUCAACAUCCUCCACAAUCUUUCUGUGUUUGUUGUGCACAUAGUUUUGCCUGAACCGAGAACCGAAAAAAACAACGCGGUCAAAACCAUGGCAUCCAUCACCCUCGAGUCUCUCCCCGAUGUCUUGGCCAACGACACCAAGGUCAAGCUCGCGGGCAUCGACGUAGACGGCAUCCUGCGCGGCAAGCUCGUGUCCAAGAAGAAGUUCCUCUCGAUAGCCAAGGAUGGCUUUGGCUUCUGCUCAGUCAUCUUCGGCUGGGACAUGCACGACCAGACCUACUUCCGCGAGCUGGGAAUCAGCAACGCCGGCAAUGGCUACCGUGACCUCGUCGCCGUUCCCGACCUGGCCAGCUUCCGUCGUGUCCCCUGGGAGAACGACGUUCCUUUCUUCCUCGUCAGCUUCCACGACCCAGACACUAUGGAGCCCAUCUGCGCGUGCCCCAGGGGACUGCUGCGAACCCAGCUUGACAAGAUCAAGAGCGAAGGAUAUGGUGCCAUGGCUGGAGCCGAGUAUGAGUUCUACCAGUUCAGGACACCAUCGUCGGAUCCGGCUGCUUCCAGCGCCCCUUCGACUGCAGCGUACCUCCGCGAAAACCCUCCGCACUCCCUUCCCGCCUUGACCGAGGGAAUGUUUGGCUACAGUCUUACGAGGCCGGUGCAUAACCAAGACUACUUUUACGACAUAUUUGACACGUGCGAAAAGUUUAACUGCAACAUUGAGGGCUGGCACACGGAGAGCGGGCCGGGCGUGUUCGAAGCCGCGCUCGAGUUCGGGGAGAUCGGUGGCAUGGCAGACCGUGCGAGCCUAUUCAAAUACGCCGUCAAGUCUGUUGCGACAAAGUACGGCAUCACGCCUUGCUUCAUGGCAAAGCCGAAACAAGGUCUCCCUGGCAACAGCGGUCAUAUGCACAUAUCUCUGGUUGACAACUCGGGCAAGAACCUGUUUGCCCGUGAAAGUCCGGACGAGAACGCGCCGUGGCCCGACGUUGCCCAGCUUUCGGACCUGGGCCGUCACUUCCUGGCUGGCCUCCUUGAAGGCCUGCCCGACAUUAUGCCAAUCGUCGCCCCCACCAUCAACAGCUACAAGCGCCUGGUCGAGAACUUUUGGGCGCCCGUGACGGUGUCGUGGGGCCUGGAGCACCGCGCCGCUAGCAUUCGCCUGAUCGCCCCACCGACCUCGAAGCCAGGGGCGACACGCUUUGAGGUCCGGGUACCGGGAGCAGACACAAACCCCUCGCUUGUUUUGGCCGCUAUUCUGGCUCUGGGAUGGCGUGGCGUCCAGAAGAAGCUCGAAAUUUCUUGCCCACCCCUCGGCAAGGGCGAGCAGGUCGGCGGCGAGAGUGACUCGGGCGUCAGGUUGGCCAAGAGCCUCCGUGAGGCCAACGAGCGGUUCAUGAGGAAGGAGAGCAUCGCAAGAGAGGCGUUUGGGGAUGCUUUUGUCGACCACUACGGCGGUACCAGGGAGCACGAGAUCAGGCAGUGGGACGAGGCUGUUACGGAUUGGGAAAUGAAGAGGUACAUCGAGACGGUCUAGGUAACGGUUUUUGUUUAUUUCUUUCACUCAUCUCGGAAUCAACGUGGGAGCAUUGCCAGACUUGCAUAUUGGGCACACAGUAAGCGAGCAUCUGGGUUAAGUAUCAAGGAGUUCCGGAUUAUAGGAGCUACAUGGGAUUUCACCAGCUUCAAAUUUCUUACUUUUGGCUAUCAUGCAGAAAUGGUUGCAGUCUUAUCGUGAUAGGGUUUGUUUAUCUUAAACAAGAUAGUUUCUGAAGUUUCCGGUUUCAAUAUACCACCAAAUGACAAAUUACA
This is a messenger RNA of Pyricularia grisea, 1833 nucleotides long. RefSeq lists its product as uncharacterized. The transcript has 4 exons. Lineage: Eukaryota; Fungi; Ascomycota; Sordariomycetes; Magnaporthales; Pyriculariaceae. The record is from RefSeq and is a predicted model, not a curated record. Bases 113 to 1558 code for a protein of 481 amino acids. Gene Ontology annotation, molecular function: glutamine synthetase activity.